UUUUCUCUCUAAACACCUUGGAACUUUGUGGGUUCUGUUUAAAAAGACUGUCGCAUGUCGCAUUUUCUGCAGGGGCACCUUCUGGCAGCAAGCGACGUUCAUUCCCAUGCGACCACUGCCCAUUUGUGGCAACUGACCGUGUUGGAUAUGAGCGGCACCAGCGCACACACACGGGCGAGAAGCCGUUUGCAUGCCCAAUGUGUGGUCGCCGCUUUAGCCACAAGUCUAACAUGGCGACGCACAUGCGCCGGCACACUGGCGAGAAGCCAUUCCCAUGUGAUGUGUGCAGCCGUCAGUUUGGCUUCAAGGUGGCGCUCGUCAAGCACAUGCAGGAGGAGCAUUCUGCGGAGCCGCUCAGGUGCAUCAUCUGCUCAGCUGUCUUUGCCAGCCAGGGUGGACUGGAUGCUCACUCCAGGGGUCACACACCCAGGUUCAUGUGCACCCUGUGCGUGCGACCAUUCAAGCACAAGCGUAAUCUUGCACGCCACAUGGAGCUCCACGCCGACGAGGCUGCUGGACGGUCUACUGACUCUACCAGGCAUAGUAGCACAGCAAACACAGAAACAACAUUCUGAGUAGAUUGCGCUACGGUAAAUCCAUGCGAGACGUGUAGUGAGUUUGGUGUAUUAAAGGCUUUAAUGAGAACAUGACAAUAUCCAGAAUUGUAGAUGUCUCGCUACUGUAACAUUUGCUCAUUGUUUAUAUGUGUGUCUCUGUGGGCGUAUAGCCAAAAGAAUCCAACAGACAGUUAAGCCAAGGAAAGCA
Messenger RNA from Rhipicephalus sanguineus (brown dog tick), 765 nucleotides. Its product is annotated as gastrula zinc finger protein XlCGF8.2DB. The record is from RefSeq and is a predicted model, not a curated record. The coding region runs from base 198 to 575 and encodes 125 amino acids. Lineage: Eukaryota; Metazoa; Arthropoda; Arachnida; Ixodida; Ixodidae. Gene Ontology annotation, molecular function: DNA-binding transcription factor activity; RNA polymerase II cis-regulatory region sequence-specific DNA binding. Gene Ontology annotation, biological process: regulation of transcription by RNA polymerase II. The transcript is spliced from 2 exons.